UUCGCCUGUCGCAUUCGUUUCAUCAUUGCAAAUUCCCAUUGGCAUUAUAUACAUUUGACACAUGAAAUUCCAGUGAUUAUCCUCCCAACUUUUACAGCAACCUAUCUCAGAAGCAAAAAGUGUCAACAUUGAUUGAUUGUAAUGAAUAAACAUAUGAUAGAGAGUGUAAUAAUGGUGAAGGAGAGAAGGAAGGAUUGAGAAACGUGUUUAUUAUCGUGUGCUGAAAAAAGUGAGCGGCUGGGGCGAGAGUUUGGCGAACGGAACAGCGUGAUCGAAAAGAGGGGCUCAAGCGCGCGCGCGGGGGCCCUCAACAGAGGCUUUUUUUCCCCUCCACAAGGAAAUAGCAAGAAAGAAAGAAAGAAAGGAAAAAAAAAGUGAAAUACGCACAGAAUUAUCAAAUAAAAGAUCGACAUGCAGUGGUGUACGAGUAAUGGGGCAUAUAUCGAAAGAUGAGACGUAAAUUGAAUAAAAAUCUUGUUGUAGAUAUAGAGCGGGCACGUGUUGAGGACAUUGCACAGUGAGAAGUGCGUGUUUAUCAUUUUGUGAGGCUAAAUUCUCCCAUUGAGGAUUCAGUACCGAUGAGCCCGGAUAUAUGGCGGCCCGGGUGCUUUUGCUCGGCAUCUUGUUUACGGAAGUGCUUGAGCCUCUUUGCGCCGCAGGUGUUAGAGGUCCUAGUAACAAUGGGCAUGGCAAAAAUGGAGCUAAGGGAGACGGCUUAGACGUGCGUUUCAAUAAAAAUUCAGAUCUAACGCUGAGAAUUGAGCCAAGGGGCGAUAUAGUUCUUGGAAAGCGUGGUAUCACGUUGAGUUGUUUAGCUAGCAACAAUAAUAACAUAACAUGGCUCUAUAAUGAUAGACCUGCACCACCUUGUGGUAUUACCCGAUGUGGAUUGUUGGACGAUGGUUCAUUACAUUUUUAUAAAAAACAAAAUUUACAAUUGGCACAAAAGCCAAGAGAAGGAUCUAGCACCAAGACUAAGCUACCUAAAAAGCAUGUGUACCGUUGCAUUGGUCACACCAUCGGUGGAUUGUUACGAUCAUCACCAACGACUGUACAAAUUGCCGAGCUUGGCCAUACCUUCAAAAGAUUUCCCAACGAUUUGACAGUUGUGGAGGGGGAAAUUGCUAGAUUCUCAUGUCUAAUUGAUAGUGUACCGUUUCCUCCAAACAUUACCUGGCAACAUAACGGAGAACCUGUAUUAACGGAUCACAAUAGCACUAAAUAUUUCACGGUACCACCUGGUGUUCUUUAUAUUACUGCAGCAAAACCGUCUGAUGCUGGUUCAUAUAGAUGUGUUGCGACAAAUGAUUUUAUAAAAAAGACCAAAAAGAGUAAAGAAGCAAAACUCACAGUUAUUUCAAGAUUAGAGAGUAAUGAGACUAGAACUUCAGGAUUGCUUUAUCCACAAAUGUCAUACAAUCAUUCAUUACUGAAUGGAUCGAAUCUCAAGGUUAUUUGCGCGGCCAGUGGCCAUCUACCACCAUCAAUCACUUGGUAUUUCGUACCAAAAUACUCAGAUGAAAGGAACACUGUGCAGAAUCGCAUUCUUCUCAACUCGACAACUGGGAUCAGUGUACUCGCAUUGCAGAAUGUCAGCAUUUCUGACGCUGGUACUUAUCUGUGUUCCACGAAAAAUCCACUCAGCAGUCAUUUGAAUAUUCAGAAUAUUACCGUUGACGUUGUCGUUCCACCUGUGUUGAUAAAAAAACCGGUAAAUCAAAUAUGUCCUAAUGGAAGAACAGCGAGAUUCGAGUGCCAGGCACACGGCAUUCCUCCGCCUCAAAUUUAUUGGCUCAAAGAUUCCGAGAAUAUUGCUAUGAAUGGACGUAGAACAACUUACAUAAAAGAAAAUAACAAGAUAGAAUUGGCGAUAUCAGCGACGGUACCAUCGGACUCUGGUAUUUAUGAGUGCGUUGCAGUGAAUUCAGCUGGUGAGAUUUGGGCCGCUGGUCGGCUUCAAGUUAAUUCAUCUCGUAAUAGUCCAGCUACACCAACUUUACUCAAAUGCCACUCAGAUUCACCAUUUAAAAUUGAAAUAUCAUGGGUACCACCAAAAUCUUUACCAUCUACAAGUAUUACAGCGUAUACCGUCCAUUAUAGUCCUGCCGAAGGUGGUAAAGAGGAGGUAUGCCCUGAACCUGGCAAUUCAACAUCAGUCCAAGUAACCAAACUACUUGAACCGUAUACUAAUUAUUCAUUCUACGUUCGAGUGUGGAAUAAUCAUGGAGCUAGUGAUCAAUCAGAACCGAUUGUUUGUGCCACUGCACAGAGUGUUCCAAAGAGCGCGCCUACAGUACACGUUGAUAUAAUAAGCAGUACAAAAUUGAAUGUAACGUGGGAGCCUUUAACAAAGAGAGAAGCUAGAGGCGUUGUCAUUGAGUACAAAAUCCAAUGGAGGCUCCAUGAGCACCCAUCAUCGCGGGUGAUUACUGUACCUGCUCAUGUCGAGAAUUAUAUUCUAACAGAUUUAUUGCCUGGGUCACAGUACGAUUUGAGAGUUUUAGCGAGAACACAAUUGGGAUGGCCCAAUAUCAGUGAAUCCCAAUUGAUAUGGACCAGUGUUUCCACGUCUACUGUCAAUGCAGAUCAACUCAAUAUUAAGAAUAUUAUUGACAUUCAACUUGUCGCAUUGAAUGCUUCUAGUUCUAAGAUUAAAUGGCAGUGGAAAUUCAAUAGAGAUAAUUAUUCAGCAUUAAAAUUUGAUGCCUGGCAAGUGUAUUGUGAAAAUAUCGACGGUGAUAGAAUACUCACUGAAACAUUGCCAACAAAUUUUACAAAUUAUACCUUCACUAAUUUGCAUCCAAAUGUUUCGUAUAUCCUUGGUUUGUGCACUGUAAGCGACGGGGUAACAACUGAUUGUGUAUCGAAAACAAUAAAAUCUAUCUACCACGACGCAGAAAAUAUUCCGAUGGCUCUAGAAGCAAUUCCACUCUCAUCUUCAUCAAUUCAAAUAACCUGGACAUCAUUGCACACAAAUUCAAAGAAAUUUGAAAUUUGCUAUCAACCAGUAGAGUUACCCACAGUAGAAGCAAAAUGGUUGUUAGUGAAUGGUACCAGAGUAACAGUGAACAAAUUAAAAGCAUUUACACUUUAUCAAUUUAAGGUGCGAUCAUUUGAAAAUGAUUCGAGACAGCUGAAUGCAUUCAGUGAGAGUAUAGAGUGUUAUACAAGUGAGGAUGUACCAGGCAAACCUGAGCAAGUUGAGAGUUUCAGGGAUGGUACUAAGAUACGGGUCGUUUGGCGAAAACCAACGCAGACAAAUGGAAUAAUUCGGCAUUAUUUCGUAUCAUAUGUGUCCGAUUCAACAGAGUCAAUGAUUUGGGGUAAUGUAACAGUACCUGGUAAUCAAACGUGGGCCGUCUUACCAGAAUUUUCAACAGGUGGACGGCACUAUGUAAUGAUUCAGGCAGCGACGAGAGUUGGAUAUGGGAGACCCUCUGAUGCAGUUCUGGUUUUUACAAGUCCCAGCGUAUCAAAAAGUCCAAAUUUUUCCAAUGAACAUAAACCCCCCGUGAUCCCGAAACCAGAUCAAAGUCUCGGGGUAAUACUCGGCGUUGGUAUCAGCAUUGGAUUCAUUAUGAUAAGCUUGUGCAGUAUAUACUGUAGAAAACGAUGGGAACACUCUCGAUCGCUCCGAGAGACAACGCAACCUCUUAAGAAUCGAGCUCUUUUGAGAAAUGGCAAUGCUUGUUGUGUCGAUAGAUCCUUAACUUCAGUCAAUCAACAGGCCAUUAAUGCUAAUAUGAAUUGUAAUGAGAUUGAAUUGGCCACUCUGUGUCCGUCGUCACCAACUUCAACGAAUCCCCAGCCCGAUACCAAGGGAAUUCAAUCAAAUGGUAUUGUGGAGGGCAAACAACCUCUUUUGACUUCUUGGAAUAAUUCAAGUGAGGAUCAAAUGAAUCUUCAUAUCACCGAAAAUCCUCAGUACGAGCGGAAGAGCAUUCCACUAUCCAAUAUAGAACCAAUCGAGAAUCGAGAGGUAGAUUUAAAUACAACAGAAUUCACUUUGAUGGAGUGUACAUUAGGGGGCAGUACUAGUAGUUUAAAUAACAACCUCGGUUGCACCACAUCAACACCACACAAAAUUACACCAAUAACUGUUCCCGUAUUGGAGCCAAAUGGUUGAACUUUGCGAUCUACUUUUGUAAGAAGAAAGCAUCAUUAAAUCCAUUGAGAGUAAGUGAAUCAAGAUAUAGUUUCGGGGACGUAUUUGAAGCUCAGGGAGAUGGAAUUACUCACUGCUUGAAAAUAUCCUAUCAUCCAAAAGUUGAAAAAUGGUUGCUAUGAGAGAUGUGAGGUUUAUUCUCAAUGAGUAAUGAAACAAUCAAAAGGGAAACUCGAACAUUGGGAUGGGAAUGAAAUAAUGGUUAUGAAACAAAUAUAGAAAGUAUCUUAGUUUUUUAAAAAAAAAAGUAAAGAAGAAAAAAAAACAUGAAAAAGACGAGAAAAUUUCACAGUAUACUCAUUAACGUGUAUAUAUUAGAUAUUUUAGGCGUACAAUGAUAAAUAAGCAAAUAGUUUGUAUGCCUAUCCGAAUCACCCGGAAUAACAAGAACAUGAAUUUGAAAAAUCUCAUAUUAACAAAUCAUGCGUUCGUUGACGCAACCGAAUGUGAACAAGAAUAUAUUUGCUCACAAUUAUGAAUUUUCACUUUUUAAGACAAGAGUGAAAAUUUGCGCUUGAAAUUCGCAAUGUGUAAGUAAGAAUUUCAAAAAGUACACAGGUUUUUGUAGAGAAGAGUAAUUGCCGUAUAAAAAAAAUGUCAUUGUUGUAGGGAGCAUUGGUCAUUUAAUAGCUGUUGAUGGUAAAUAUGAGAAUAAUUUCAAUUUUGCUCUAUAUAUAUCAACAAAAGAUAGGAGGAUUAGGGGCGUAUUGAAACAUCAUGCAAUCGUGUUAUCACUCUACUCUCGGGAACAACCGACAAACUGAACAGUACAUUCCAUUAAAGCCAUGGGCUCCAUAAUCAAUUCAGUAUGAUUGGCCACACUAGCUUUUAUUUAAUUCGCUUAUAGAGAAAUGGAGAUGUUUCACUGAUUUUCCCUUUUACAUAGUGUUUCGCAAAUCUAGUUCUUUUCCUUCCCAACACAUGAUGUUAGUUUCAAUUCUCGCGAUUGCUUUUCAUUUAUUAAUCUAUUAUUACAUCUGAUUUCACAUACGAAAUAUUUUAGUUAAUAGACAAAAUGAGUAUUUCGAUUGACGAAAGAGUCUCCUGGUAGGUAGAAAAAAUUAUUGAGCAAACGGAACACAAUCCAGACAUAUACCAGACUGGCCCAUGUUACCAUGACAGAAAACCCAACUCAGUACCUGAUAGACUAAGUUAUAUUACCUUAUGUUUUUUUAACUGAACGAUGUCAAUGUUAUUGCAGUACCUCCAUUUGUUGUUAUUUAUUACAUCAUUACAUUCAAUCAUUGAUUAACUAGGUUUUUCUUUUGAAGCACGGCAAUAGAAACUGUUCUACAACUGUUUCAUUACUUGACUACGUUUCCUGCAAGAAAUUAUUAUAUACUCAUAACUCCACUAGUUACAGUCAAAUUAUAUUCCGAAAAAAAAUAGAACAAAGUAUUUAUUUCACUUUUACCAUAAAAUGCAAUAGUUUAUAUGAAGAUUACAGAUCUUAUUUUUUCUUUUACUUUUUGUUAUUCAAGCAUUAUCCCAUGAUUUAACUCAUUUCCAUUGUUAUUAGUGAUUUAAUUAUGAUUGAAUGUUUUUUUUUGACUGUACAUAUUGUUAACUAUUCAUGGUCCAUCUCCGGUGAUUUCCAUAUUUUUAGAAGAAGAAACUACCGAAACCCAGUGAACGAUGAUGUUUGGCUCUUGUUUGAUUUCACUAAUAUGACUUUAUUUAUUUAUUUUGCUGGAGAUAAAAGCAGAGGAAGCAUUAAUUCAAAAUUAUUCAUUGUAAUGAAAUAUCCUUGAAAAUAAUGCGCAAUGUCAAGACUUGUUAUCAACGUUUCUCGCACGAAUAUUUAAUGAGACGUUCUCAUUUCUGUCACUAUGUCUUCAGUUGUCUGGAUUGCAAAAUGCAGUUUUCAAAAUCGAGAAAAGUAAUUUUUUAACUUACAGACUUACGUAGAAAUAAUAAUCAUUCCACUUGAAUUGACCAGUGAUUUUAUUUCUAAAUGUUUCAUAAGAAUUAUGUUAGUUUUUAUAAAAUAUCGUAUAAUAACAUGCAGUUUUAAGUUUGAUGUUACUGUUUUUACUUUCAUUUAUGAUACGCAUUCUACAGAUAAGGCUUAGUGCCAGUAGUGUGAUAACUCGGACAGGAGAAAAUAAUGGAUUUACGCUUACCAAAACUAUUAUAAUUUUGUUAAAAAUUGUACUCUAGAUGAUUUUCUUUUUCUUCAUUUCGCCCGGAUUAGUAGCACGGUUUUGAUAGACCACAUGUACAACCGAGAAAUCAUAUUUCAUCGAAUAAUUUAUUCCAACUAGAAUAUUUUAUCUUUAUUGCCAGAGAAUAUGAGAAGCUUUUUUUUAUUAUUAUUAUCAUCAUCAAUUUAUAACUUAAUUAUCAUGUAUUUGAGGAUUAUUAUUAUUAUUAUUAAUAUUAUUAUCAUUAUUAAUAUUAUUAUUGUGAUAAGUUGAAAGAUGCUAUUUCCAUCGGUAGAAAAGAGGGUCGUCGUAUCGAAGUGAGCUUCGGGCUUUUGUAAAUCACGGGAGUCGCAUAUUUUCAAGUACAAAUUUAUGUGGAAAAAUGAAUCGCGUGCUUCCGUGUUAUCUCAAUGUU
Fopius arisanus is the source of this 6724-nucleotide messenger RNA. RefSeq names its product protogenin. Bases 593 to 4126 code for a protein of 1177 amino acids. The record is from RefSeq and is a predicted model, not a curated record. The transcript is spliced from 10 exons. NCBI's taxonomy places the organism in Eukaryota, Metazoa, Arthropoda, Insecta, Hymenoptera, Braconidae. Gene Ontology annotation, molecular function: protein binding. Gene Ontology annotation, biological process: cell-cell adhesion.